This is a messenger RNA of Effrenium voratum, 1059 nucleotides long. Lineage: Eukaryota; Dinophyceae; Suessiales; Symbiodiniaceae. The record is from the annotation of a GenBank genome assembly.
AGCAGAUUGACAGAGGGCCUGGGUAGCUUCUGUUUGCGCUGGCUGAACUGCCUGGAAUGAGAACUCGUGUGGCGUUGCCCAGUUCGAAAUGCAACACAUCUUUUCAUUGCAUGGGUACAGAGGAGAUUGAGCGACCUUAUGCCUGAGUUGCCGGAAGUGGAGUACUCCCGGCGCUGUGCGCAGAGAGCCUUGGCCAGCAAGAGGAUCUCUGCAGUGAAGGUGGCCAAUGACAGAGUGGUGUUUGAAAAGGUGCAGCCGAAGCGCUUCGCCAAGCUGAUGACGGGCAGAAAGGUGAAGCGGUGCAGGCGCUGGGGCAAGCAGCUCUGGUUCGAAAUGGACAAAGGGCCAUGCCCGACCUUGCACUUGGGUAUGACAGGCAGCGUCCACAUCAAAGGCAAGCGUGGGCUGAAGUAUGUUCGACUCAAGGAGGAGGAUCCCAACACUUGGCCUCCGAGAUUCUGCAAGUUGGAGCUACAGAUGAGUGACGGCACCUGCUUCGCCAUGAGCGACCCCCGCCGCUUCGGACGCAUCAGCUGCCGCAAUGACCCGCUGCACGAGCCUCCGGUGAGCCGCAUGGGCUUCGACCCUUUGAUCAAGAUGCCCACAGCAGCAGACUUCGCUGCGCAGCUGCGGAAGCGCAUGGCGGACAUCAAAGCGGUGCUUCUUGACCAGAGCUUUGCAGCCGGCGUAGGCAACUGGGUGGCGGAUGAGGUGCUCUACCAAGCUGGCAUCCACCCCAAGGAGCGGGCCGCGAAGCUGUCGCCCAAAGCCGUGAAAGCAUUACACCGGCACCUGGGCGCGGUGGUGAAGCGCGCGGUGAAGGUCAAUGCGGACGCCGCCAAGUUCCCUAGGACUUGGCUCUUCCACUACCGCUGGGCGCUGACCUCAAGCGUGCAAGGGCAAGAAGAAUACCCAGGACGCCAAAGGCCGACCCUUGAGGUUCCUGACUUCUGGCGGCCGCACUUCUGCAUAUGUCCCUGCUGUGCAGAAGCUGGGGGCGGCAGGCGACAAGCGGGGCCAGAAGCGCGCGGGCCGACCUGAGCGUACCGCGAGCGGCAA